This is a messenger RNA of Haliotis rubra (blacklip abalone), 4827 nucleotides long. RefSeq names its product E3 ubiquitin-protein ligase mind-bomb-like. The record is from RefSeq and is a predicted model, not a curated record. Gene Ontology annotation, molecular function: NAD+ poly-ADP-ribosyltransferase activity; ubiquitin-protein transferase activity; zinc ion binding. NCBI's taxonomy places the organism in Eukaryota, Metazoa, Mollusca, Gastropoda, Lepetellida, Haliotidae. Gene Ontology annotation, cellular component: cytoplasm. The transcript has 19 exons. The coding region runs from base 143 to 3115 and encodes 990 amino acids. Gene Ontology annotation, biological process: protein ubiquitination.
UAGGUGGGUUUUCUCGCUGGCACAAAGCCACAGUUCUGUUUCUACUUUCGGUUUAGUGAGAUGGUAGUUGUUGACAAGGACGUCCAUAUAUUGCUGUGAAGAUUGUGUUAUUCAAAUCGGUGAUAUCGUGUGUCCACUCACGAUGACCGCUACAUACCCAUGUCCGGGCAUCAGAGUGGUCAGAGGUCCCGACUGGGCGGGGAGAGAUCAAGAUGGCGGCGAAGGUCACGUGGGAACGGUUGUGAAGAUAGAGGAUUCUGAUUGGGCCAAAGGCAAAGUAUCCGUUAUCUGGGACGGUGGCCGAGAGUUCCAGUACCGGGCAGGAUAUGAUGGCAAGUUCGAGCUGCUGGUGUUUGACUCAGGUCCUACAGGUGUCCAACAGAAAGGCUUCCAGUGUGAUGGAUGUGGGGAAAAUGACAUUUCAGGGAUGAGAUGGAAGUGUUCGACAUGCACGGACUUCGACUUGUGCACCCUGUGUUACAACACAGAACGCCAUGACACAGACCACGCCUUCCUCUGCUGUCUCACCAACAACUCCCCACUGGUGCGCGUGCCGCCUCGUUCUGGCGCUCAAAGAAUCCGUGCCAUUGGUCUGUUCAAGGAUGCAACGGUCAUGCGUGGACCGCACUGGAAAUAUGGAAAUCAAGACGGUGGAGAAGGAACCACCGGGGACGUCGUGAAGCUCGGGGCGUGGUCAGGAGGGUACAGCCGGGGGGCUGUCAAUGUGAGGUGGAAGGGUGGACAGGACAGUGUGAAGGGAUACCGUAUAGGAGCCCAGGGCAAGGUAGACCUCAUCACAGUGGACCAGACUCAAGGUUGGAGGUACUACAAGGCCCAUCUCCCGGUGCUGGAUGUUGUGAAUCCCAAUGACGUUCGCCUGAAAGUUGGGGACAAAGUGAAAGUAGAGGUGGACGCAGAUAUAUUUGAACGCACGCACAAGGACUUGAUUGGUUAUCGUGACAGCAUGGCACAGUGUUUGGUAGAGGUUGGUACUGUCACCGGUCUUCCAUCUAAAGAUGAACGCGUCAUUAUGGCACAGUACCCGGAUGCUGAGAGGUAUGGUCUGGUGAAGUCCACUCUGACAAGGCUUCACACGUUUGCUGUCGGGGACCUUGUGAAGAUUACCAACAACUACAACGCUGCCGUGGAGCUCCAGAACGGACAUGGUGGAUGGAAUGACAAAAUGGAAAAUUGUUUGGGAAAGACCGGCCAGGUGGUUGAGAUCGACAAGGACGGGGACCUGAGGGUGGCCUUUGGGCCAGUCAAGUGGUUCUUCAGCCCGGUCAGCUGUGAUCCUCAGGACAAGGAAGCCUCGUCAGGGUCUCAUAAAAGCACCAGCUCAGACUCCUCGACAUCUGAUGUCGACGACAUAGCCGAGGGUGUGGCUAAGGUUCUGUUCGGCCUUCUGAAGCCUGGAGAGAGUGCAAUGUUCAAGCCUAAUGCGUCAUCCAGCAGUACCGUAACAGCCCGAGACCUCGUCAUCGCUGUCAGUAACGGCGACACGGAAACAGUGAAAAACAUUGUCAGGUCUAUUGGUGACAAGGUGAACGAAUCAGUGGAUGGCCUCACGGCAUUGCAGACGGGGUGUUACAAAGGUCAUGCUGACAUAGUCAAGCUUCUGAUCGGUGCUAAGGCUGAUCUGAACAAGGCUGACGAUGACGGAGACACACCUCUGCACUAUGCCGUGUCAGGAGAGCAACCCACUGUGGUAGGGAUACUGCUGGACGCCAAGGCACGGGGCAACACGAAGAACAACAAGGGACUGACACCAUUACAUCUGGCAGUGGCCAAGAAGGACCCCAGCACCCGGUGUCUGAAGACACUGAUACGGUACAAGUGUGAUCCUAACACACAGGAUGAGGAGGGAGAUACGCCCCUUCAUGAUGCACUCAGAGCCCAUAACCAGCAUCUUCUUGAUCCCUUCCUGGAGUGUGCCCAGCUGAAUCUGAGACUCGCCAAUUCUGAAGGCUGCAACCCUUUCCAUGAAGCAUGUGUGUCGCUCUCUGGGGCAACAGAAUUUCCACAAGCACUGAUAAAGAAAGAUCCGAAGAUUGUCAACGUCCCCAUGAACAACGCCCUCACCCCGAUACACAUCGCAGCCUUCCGGAGCUUUCUGGCCCUGGCAGGUGUUCUGGUGAAGGCUGGCUGCAACGUCAAUGCUCGGGACGACAACGGCAAGACAGCACUUCAUAUGGCUGUGCAAAGAUGUAAUCUUCAGAUUGUACAACUGCUCCUUGAAUCCGAGGCGGAGAUCAACGUACAGGACAAAGAUGGAAAUUCUCCUCUACACGCCGCCCAGAUGGACAUCACGCUUCCUGGAGCAGAAGGUCCAAGAAAUGAGGAUAUGGCCCUGGAGAUCCUCUGUCAUCUUGUAGAACGAGGAGGGGGCAUCAGAUUAGCGAACAAAUCAGGGAAGACACCUCUUGAUUUCGUGAAGAACAAGGAAGUGCGAGUAAUGUUAGAGAGAAUUGCAAAACGACCUUCGACCUCGUCAAUGAGCCAAUCAAAGCGUCUACCAGCACACUGGGAAAUCAUGGGACAGGAUGGGUUCAAGAAGGUGGAGCUGAGUGAGUCCAACCCGGUGACGGCCUUUGAAUACAGACAUGUUGAGUCAAAGGUGGAAGAGACACUCUCCAAUAAGAGCAUCGUGUCCAUCUACCGUGUCCAGAAUGUGGCACUGUGGGAACAGUAUACUGUCGCAAAGGUCAACAUGGAACGUGAAUACGGUCGGGGUCUUGCCAACGAAAAGCAACUCUUUCACGGAACCACACCAGAUUCGGCUGAUCUCAUCCCGCACCAAAACAUCGACUUCCGGUUAGCCGGAAGUAGAGUGGGCGCCCUCUAUGGCCAAGGAGCGUACUUUGCUGUGGAUGCCAAGUACUCGGAUGGCUAUGAUAAAGAAGACGCCCGGCGUCACAGGUUCAUGUUUUUGGCUAAAGUUUUGGUGGGGAAGUCGAGGCAAGGGAACCCAGAGUUGAAACGUCCCCCAGUGUUGGAUGCCAGCAACAAAACUAAACUUGCUGACUCAGCAUGUGAUAAGGAAACAGACCCGAGAAUCUAUGUGAUUUUCAGCGAAGGUCAAAUAUACCCCGAGUAUCUGAUUGAAUAUCGUUAAAUCACAAUGUAUCGUGUGUAUAUUUAUCUGGGGGAAAAUUCCAGGGAUGCAGACAACAAAUCUUCAAUAUGUCAAGUUCCUGCUGACAGGGUUCAUUUUAUCUUUCGUUAAUAUCCUUAUAAGUUGAUUCUCUAUGUAAGUAUUAUAAUCCUUUUACUCUUAGACAUGUUGUAUUUAAAAUGCUCCCCCAGACGUUUCCAUAAACGUCAUUACCAUCAUUUGGCUGCAAGUCUUACUAGAACAUUGCACCGGUCAAUUUGAAUUCCCUCCCUGAUGAACUUAAGCUGUCUCCAUCCCUUGAAAACUUUAAGCAUCAUCUCAAAACCUUUCUCUACAGAAAGUAUCAUUUUCGUGAUAAACGCCCGAAAAGGCGUCUUUCACACAGUCAGUGCAUCAUACGGAGAAGUGGUAUUGAGAAAUAUUUUAAUAUUGUCUAGUGACGAAUUAGAUUGUUGUUCGUUUUAGCAGACACAAGAUAGCCAUCACACAACAUCACCGGGGAAAUUGGGUUUAUCUGUAUCUUUAGCUACAUGAAAACGCGUACAAAAAGUCCAGGUUUUUACCAAUAGUACAAUUCAUAAUUAUAUAUUGGUCCCGAAUUAAAACUGUAUUGGUGAAUGCGGACACAUGGUUGUUGAAAGUCGAGAAUGUUUCCAACUUUCGUUCAGCGAGGCGCAGAUUCCUUACAUUAAGACUGUGUAAGCCUAUUUUGGUUGUCCCCCGCCGUGAGGUUCCUGGAAUAUUCAUAUUUAUAGGCAUGUUAUUCUUGCUUAACAACAUCAGUUUUUGUUGAUGUGAGGAAAUUAACCCUGAGUUCUUUGUGAGGGAACUUGCUGAUAUUCUACUCACAAAUGCAGGUGACAUUUGUAUUUCAUAUAUUUUCUGGGCGUUGGACAUUAAGAACUGAUGAAAUAAAAACAAUGGCAGUUCACGUACAAAAACAUUUGAUAUAUUUAUUUUCCAUCGCAAAGCGUUAACAUUAUUGCACAAUUUCUUGUGGCUUUUAUGUUUUUCUGUAGAGCAAAAGUAGAAAUAUUACACUUUUUACAUGACGUUCAGUACUGAAAAUUUAGUGGACACGCGUUUGUUGUCAGUAGAAGGAGUAAAAUAUAUGCAAUGUGCAACUGAUGACUUUUUCAUUUCCAAAAAGCUCUGAUCUGAUCUCAUUAAUAACUCCUAGACUGUGUAAGUACGUAAGUACUCCGUAUCAUAUAUGCCCAGGUGUGGAAAUAACCCAUUGCCCGACGCCCGAGUCCAGUGUUUUUUUCUGUUGGGCAAGCAAAUUUGUACAUCACACUGUACCGGUGUCCAGUUGACUUUCCAAUAUUAAUUAUGUUGUUUAUUUAAAAAUUCAACAAGAAAACGGCCAGUAUAGUGGAAAAGUUAUUAGGUAAAGUGAUUUUCUAUUUGCCACUGUACCGGAGUACACUAGCAAUUUUACAGUUAUUUCCACCCCUGAUUAUGCAUGCUAAUGCCAAGGAAAUCUGUUUUAAAGGAGAUUUGAUGACUUAUUUCUGUCUAUUGGAAACUACGAGUUUCAGUCAUACUUUGUUUUGAAUCCCACUCAUGUUCUUGUUUUGGAUUCAUAGAUAAUGUAAAACAUUCAGAUAGUAGUUUGUGUAACGCAAGUACAUGUCAAUGCUACCAGACAUGUUUCUAUUAUGUACCUUGAUUUAAACUACUACUUCAAUAAAUAUGGAUGUACUCUGUCA